This is a messenger RNA of Owenia fusiformis, 505 nucleotides long. The record is from the annotation of a GenBank genome assembly. Lineage: Eukaryota; Metazoa; Annelida; Polychaeta; Sabellida; Oweniidae.
AAGCUGGAUUCACUUGUUUACCAAGCACUGGAGACAAUACGUCAAGAAUCUAACAUAACAUUAUCAAUCGAUGUUGGUAGUGGAUUGAAUGUGGUCUUCAAUGAUACAAAUCCACACAUCAGCAAGUUGUUACAUGAACAGGUGCCAAUGCUGUUCACCAAUGACUCAUUCAAUUACACAAUGGAGAUAAAUACUGAAAGUUGUAUACCCGAUCCUUCCCUUCCAUCCUAUGAGAGCACUGCUGAACGUAACUGUUUAUUGGCCACAAUCGGAUCUAUAUUUAUUCUGACACUUCUGCAACCAUGGAUUGGACCCAAGAAGCCAAAGGAGGAGGAUAGUAAGAGAGCAUCAAGAGUGCCUACCGAGAUAUGAGGGAAAGAUGGAAGAUAGACAACUAGCUGAAGAAAAGGGUUUUUGAAGUGUGUAGGGUCUUUGUGCAUGAGUUCUCUGGCCUCAUCAUACGUCACUUGUACGGGGUAGUAGCCCCCUAGGAAUGGGUUAUGAC